Closterium sp. NIES-65 is the source of this 1203-nucleotide messenger RNA. The record is from the annotation of a GenBank genome assembly. NCBI's taxonomy places the organism in Eukaryota, Viridiplantae, Streptophyta, Zygnematophyceae, Desmidiales, Closteriaceae.
AUGCUACCCGAGAAUCUAUUCCAGCUGCCCGACCUAGAUACGCUGCAUCUAGACGAUCUGCCUGCUCUCACUUCGUUUCCCGAUUCGUUCGGCAGGCUGCCCGCUGGCCAACCCUUGGGAUCUCCAGCCCUCCGGAGUCUCACCAUCCACGACUGCAAACGCCUAUCCUCGCUGCCGGAAUCUAUCGGCCAGUUUUCCGCUCUCCAGCAGUUUCGCCUGAAGUUUCUUGAUCGACUUACGGCUCUUCCGCAUUCCCUGGGGUUCCUUAUGGCACUGAAGGAGUUGAAAGUGGUUGAGUGCGCCAAUCUCGUGAACCUCCCAGAGUCUGUAUCCGCCAUGGGAGCGCUCACAAGCCUCAUUCUUGACGGCUGCUCUUUUUCAGGCCUGCCCGGAGACAUUGGGCAGCUGCAAAACUUGGUCACUGUGAAGCUGUUUUCUACAAGCCUUUCUCACCUGCCUGACUCGUUCGGGCAGCUAGGGCAGCUGAAAGAGCUGACCAUUUACGAAUGCUACAACCUAUUCGAGCUCCCUGCCUCGUUCACCAACCUCUCUUCAUUAGAAACCCUACUCAUCUAUGGUGGAUCCUCGCUCAUUGACUUGCCUCUGGGUUUCGAGAAUCUGCCGAAGCUCCGCACACUAGAGCUGCUAAACUGCGGCAUGCCGUACCUGCCCGAUAGGUUCGCUAAAGCCGAAGCUGAAGAGGAGGGCACACCUCAUGCUCCUCUGAUUGAGCUUUCGCGAAUGCCUGGAUCGAUUGAGCAGGCUGGGUUGGGGCGCCUGUCGUCGCUGGUGCACCUUCACAUUGUCAACACCAACCUCCCCGCGCUUCCGGAAAACCUAGGCGAUCUGAGGGAGCUGGUGGUACUGCUGCUAGAGAAGUGCCAUGCCAUGACAUCCCUCCCCUCCUCCAUCGUUACCCUUCCCAAACUGCAGCAGAUUGAUCUCAAGUCCCUUCCUCUGCUGACUCACCUGCCCGAGAAUCUCGGGCAGCUGAAGGCACUCAAUGAGUUGGGUUUGGAUUCAUGUAAAACCCUGCAGGACCUUCCUUCUUCCUGCACUCUGCUCUCCUCCCUCAUACAACUCAGCAUCAUCAACUGCUAUGAGGGCCCUACCCAGCGACUUGGGCAGUUUGUCCUGUCUGAGGGAGGUGGAUCUGGACGGGUGUACGCGUCUGAAGGAGCUGCCACACUCGCUGGUGGAUAG